Chelonoidis abingdonii (Abingdon island giant tortoise) is the source of this 948-nucleotide messenger RNA. RefSeq names its product olfactory receptor 52E4-like. The record is from RefSeq and is a predicted model, not a curated record. Gene Ontology annotation, biological process: G protein-coupled receptor signaling pathway. Gene Ontology annotation, molecular function: olfactory receptor activity; G protein-coupled receptor activity. Gene Ontology annotation, cellular component: plasma membrane. NCBI's taxonomy places the organism in Eukaryota, Metazoa, Chordata, Testudines, Testudinidae.
AUGUCAGAUUCUAACACAACUUACUUCACCAACCCCUCCACCUUCAUUCUACUUGGCAUUCCUGGCCUAGAGGCAGCCCAUAUCUGGAUCUCCAUUCCCUUCUGUGCUGUGUACACCAUAGCUGUGUUGGGGAACUUCACCAUCCUGUUCAUCGUGAAGAGGGAGCCGAGCCUCCAUGUGCCCAUGUUCUAUUUCCUCUGCAUGCUGGCCAUCAGCGACCUGGUUAUGUCCACAUCCACCGUACCCAAAAUGUUGAGCAUCUUCUGGUUCAAUUCCAGGGAGAUCAGUUUCAAUGCCUGCCUCACCCAGAUGUACUUCGUUCACUGCUUCUCAGUGAUGGAGUCUGGAAUCCUUGUGGCCAUGGCUUUUGAUCGCUACAUGGCCAUCUGUAAUCCUCUGAGAUAUUCAAUGACCUUGACAAACUCUGUUGUGGCCAAGAUAGGCCUGGCAGUGGUUUUGCGUAGUGGUAUGCUCACAUUACCCUAUCCCUUAUUAGUGAGGCAGUGGCCAUAUUGCAGAACCAAUAUCAUCCCCAACUUUUUUUGUGGGCAUAUAGAUGUGGUGAAGCUGGCCUGCGCUGACAUUCGCAUCAGUAGUUACUAUGGCCUGUUUGAUCUUCUCUCUGUGAUCGGAAUGGAUGUGUUUUUUAUUGCCGUGUCCUAUAUUCAGAUCCUCCGGGCCAUCUUCCGCCUCCCCACAAAGGAUGCCCGGCUCAAAACUUUUGGGACCUGCAUCUCUCAUCUUUGUGCCAUCUCAGUUUUGUACAUCCCAGAUGUAUUCUCUUCUCUCGUUCAGCGCUUUGGCCACAAUGUGCCACUACAUUUCCUCAUUCUUAUUACCAGUGUGUACCAGCUGAUGCCCCCCAUGAUACAUCCCGUCAUUUAUGGAGUGAGGACCAAGCAGAUCCGGAACAGUCUGCUCCAGCUCUUUACUCAUAAGGGUGCCUAA